This is a messenger RNA of Gavialis gangeticus (Gharial), 4623 nucleotides long. It is a transcript of the gene PRRG1, whose product is annotated as proline rich and Gla domain 1. NCBI's taxonomy places the organism in Eukaryota, Metazoa, Chordata, Crocodylia, Gavialidae. Gene Ontology annotation, cellular component: extracellular region. Gene Ontology annotation, molecular function: calcium ion binding. The transcript is spliced from 3 exons. The record is from RefSeq and is a predicted model, not a curated record. Bases 25 to 717 code for a protein of 230 amino acids.
UUUCUUGUCUGGGCGUUGAUCACUAUGGGGAGUGUGUUCCUAACAGAGGACAAAGCUAACUCUGUGUUAAAAAGAUACCCAAGAGCCAAUGUAUUUUUGGAAGAGAUAAAGCAAGGGAACAUAGAACGUGAAUGCAAAGAAGAAGUUUGUAGCUAUGAGGAAGCAAGAGAAGCUUUUGAAAAUGAUGAAAAGACAAGGGAAUUCUGGAAAGACUACACAAAUGGAAUUCAGGGAGAAAGUAACACUGGACAUAACUGGUAUUCAUUUUACCUUGCAUUUCCGUUAAUCAUUGGCCUUUUUGUUAUCCUUAUUGUCGCUUUUCUCGUGUGGAGAUGCCUGUUUAAAAAGAAAAUUCGUAGACAGUCUGCAUAUGUGCAUAGGGGAGCACAUGAAGCCAUUGGUGAUAGUGCUGUGGCUGCUGGUAGAAGUCCUCUCCCCCAGCCUCUCAGCAUUGUUCAUUCCCCACAGGAAGAAAUGUAUGAAGGCAGUGGUCUGUCACCAGGAUUUCUGAGCUAUGCAGAUGGAUGGUCAGACUCAAUAUCAACAAGACUGUCAAACGGUGACCCUCCCCCUUCGUAUGAGGAAGCCACUGGGGACACCAGCAUAAGAAGUGAAACUGAGCAUCACUUAGAUCCACCCCCACAGUACGAAGACAUUAUAAACUCCAGCUCAUCCAAUACAAUCGCAAUGACUCAUGUUGUUACCAGCGUUAAGUAAAACAGGAGGAAUACUACCAGCUUUUUAACUACGAAGAGAAUUUUGUAGCACUUUAUUGCAGCUUAUCCAUAUAUAUAAUUUAAUGGUCUCAUAAGGUGUACCUCUUCUCUGUUGGGUUUCCUUGAUGCAUUUUUCCAUGCCAGUUUUGAAGUUGACAGCAUGGAGCAGGUACAGAUGUGGUUCAUACUGCCCAAUACCCCAUUUUCAGGAAAGCCAUUUAGUCUGAAUGAUGUCAGUGUUGCAUACAGACUUAGUGUCUCCUCCCUUCUGGUGCUGAAAAUUGUCAGAAAUAAAGAAUCUAUAAGCAGAAAUUGUAGAGAAAAUAUUUCUUGCUAUAGGAGCAAAUUUUAUGGCAUCUCAAGUUUCUUGCCUGAGUAUUUUUUUCCCUUUUCAUUUAGAGUUUUCAUUACAAAUGUCAUUGUACAUUUCAGCCUUAGACUACUGAGAAUAGUAUGCCAUUGUGUGGCCAACCAAAAACAACUAGGUAUCCUAGCUUGACUAUGAUACUUCCACAGCCCUACCAUUAUUAGAGGGAUUUCAUUAACUGAAGAAUUUUGGAACAUGAGGUCAACUACUUGCAGAGAAGCAAAAAGUUAAGUGAUGGUUGCAAUUAGAAAAGAGCCUGCUUUUCCUUAUCCUUCCUUGUAGUCCUGAUUGUCACAGUGUAGUCUAGAAAAAAAUACGCAGGUACUGUAGUACUUGAAAAUACAGAUGGGAAUUAAUAAUCAACAAGUGCUAAAGAUACCAGCUAAAAUCCUGGCACCCUGGAAUCCCAUUCCAAAACUGCCACUGACUUUAAUGGAGCCAGGAUUUCAUCCAUAGUUUGUAAAAUUAAUCACUGCAAGGGCAGGGGAGCUGGUUGCUAGGAAAUAAAUGGAGGCAGGAGGGCAACCAUCAGUUGCUGCAUUGUAAGUACCUGUAUACAUACUCCUAUCCUGCAGUAUAUGAAAGCUGAACCAUGGAAGUUCAGCCCAUAUCAGCUCUUUUGUUGAGAGCUGAGCUAUCACGGUUUAGUUUUCACAUCUACCACAGUGUAAAGCAGGCAGUUGUUCCUGGUGAGGUUACCCAAUAUCUCAUUUUACCUCACUGCAACUGACUCAUGUACAAAUACUCCAAGAUGGAAAUUUUUGUUAAAAAGGAAAAAGAGGGAAAGCUUUUACCAGUUUUCUUUAAAAGCUGUAGGGAAAAUGGUGUCCUCUUGCUUUCUUAAAUGAUUUGCAGCUGUCCGUGUUUAUUUUGUGCACUGGUAGUUAUGAUAUUUCAAUAUGGAUUUGCUAUGGAUUUCAAUAUCCAUUUCACCAAAAGGAUGUAUUGGUUACUGCUGCAACAAGGUUUUUUACCCGGAAAGUUAAUUUUUUAUACAUUCUUGUAUAUUCUCAAAAGCAAUUAAAAUACAAGUUUAGCAUGUCUAUCUAAGACAGGAAUUUUGAAAGCAAAUUUUUUUCUGACUGUGAAUACAUGUCAGGACUUAAUUUAUUCAGGGAUUAUAGAGGUGCAGAUUCAUAUGAAGCUAAAUACUAAUUUAAACUGUUUGAAUAUCUAUAUUAAACAAACCAGCCUGGAACCUGAAUUGGUUAAAAAGGAUGAACCCUUGGUGUAGUGUGUUUGUGUACCCCAUUUCAGGUUAACUAAUAAAAAUCCAUUUUGGCUUUUUCCCUCGCAAAGAAACCUGUUGCAGGAGAUUUAGGGCUGUUCUGCAGGCAUUUUAAGCUCUAAUUUAGUAUUAUUCAGCCCAAUUUUAAAAUUUAAGUGUGUAACUUGUUGCUGUGCCGUAUUGGCUUCCUUAUGACAAUGGAAAUCCAAAAUACAUCUUGUUCUGCGGAGCCCCUUUUUUUGUCAGUAACGUUCUAGCUCACUAUGUCUUUAAUAGCAUGCAUUGGUUAUUAUAGAUAUGGACUUGGAUCACAAUUUUGGUUUUGGCUUGUCUUUUUUCUCUCAGAAAUAUAUGUGAUUGAAAAUUAUUUCAGGCAGUUAACUCAGAUGUGUAUAUAUAGAUAGAUAAAUAGAUACGAGUUAACUGCCUGAAAUGUGUAUAAGACAAUUUACUGAUAAAUGAGAUGGAGGUCCUUUUUAAUUCUCUCUAACCUCUUUCAUCAAACAUUUUGGUGGUGUAUGUCAUCAGUCCUCUCUAACGAGGAGAGCUUCUAUUGGCAAAGCUGAUUCCAGAGUGCAUUAGAAUUGAUGGGUGAGCUACAGACUGUCAUCUACUGUCAAAUAGAUCAUUGUUUAUUUGUAAUGCUGGACCUUUUGUAGGUAAAUGCAAUAUAUAGUGCACAUCCACUCUAUUUAGCACCAGUGGGGCCCAGCACUGUAAUAACACAGAUGAAUGCCCAGGGCACAGGGGGCAGCAGUGACUUCCAGUUGCUGCCAGUGGCCGUCUUUCACCCACCCUUCCCACCCCUACCCAGGUAGCACCCAGGGCAGUUGCCUUGGUCACACCACCCUAGUUAUGGAACCUCACCUGGGGUACUGUGCCCCUCCUACCCUCCGCUUUCAAGAAAGAAGUGUACAGAUUGGAAAGAGUCUAGCAUAAAGCCACAAAAGUUGUUAGGCGUCUAGCAAACAUGCCUUAUGAGGACAGGCUGAAAAAACUAGACAUUUUGUUUCUGGGCCAUCUGAAGUUCUUUCUCUGAAGUGAAUUAAAUUCUUAUGAAAAGUCCUAGGUUGGUGGCUGUUGAGAUUUAAGUUAUUUCUGGAUAGCACAACCAUUAAUAUAUAUUGCCAAUCCAUUAUGCCUCAUCUCUGACAUGCAGGGAGCACCUGUAAGGGGGGAGAAUUGUUCAUUUUCCAUGCCAACAACAAAUAUUGGCUUCUUUUGAGCCACAAAUGGGGCUGCCAGUUGUAGGGGAGACUUUAUUUAACAUAGGAACUCCAUAGAGAUCACCCAUUUCAGGUAGAUUACUAAGCAGCUGUCAAAUAAGCUCUGUAACAGUCUAGUCUAGAGAGAGGCCAGUAACUGCUGGGUAUGCCACUACCAGCUUUUACUGUCUUAUUUAUCCAUUUCUUGAACUAAAAUUGGUUGUUACAACAUAGAGAUAUUUUAUUUGCAAUACAGCAGUAAUACUUUUCCAAUAUUUUCAAAUAAAAAGACCAAACAUUGAAAAUGCUCCAUGACUGUAGUUUUCUGGGUUAUGUUGUUGAUCAAAAACACCAUACAAACACAGUUUUAAAUUCAUUAGCCAAAGUUCUCAGAGAAUACUUUUGCACAGUUAAACAAAAUCAUUGCAUAUAGAAACAAUGUUAAGUGCUCUUUCUUCUACUAAGGCACAAGUAUCUUUUCUAUGUCAGAAGGAUUUCAAAUUACAACAUAUUUCUUACCUUUUAAAAGCAUUCUGUUAAAUGUAAGAAGUUGCAAUUUUUUUAUGCUUGGCCUUUCUGAUUUGACUGAAUGGUAUUAAUAUGUCUGGAGUUUUUUUAUAAAGCUUACUUUUUGAAAACUACAGUAACUAUUUUUUCUUCAGCUGUAAUGAUUCUUCUGCAAUAAAAAGGAUUUACAGCCUUACCUCACAGUAUGUUUUUCAAGUGUCAACAUGCAAUGCAGUCUGGAAUGAUUACCAGAAUAGACAGGGUAUUGCUUUCCCUGCUUUGAAUGUAACAGCGAGUUGCAUCUUGUAUACAACUAAAAUGAUUUAUUUUCUGAUGACUAACUUGCAUAUGGGUGUUAUUGUUUAAGAAAUUAUGGAAAUUAAAUAUUGGCUUAGCUAGUGUUUAAUACGGACAUCUGUGGAGAUAAUCUGGUCUUCACUGCAUGUAAAUAACCUCUAUUUGAUUACAGUAUUAAAUAUUUUUAAGAGAUUUGGUUUACAUUAAAUUAUGAUAUUUAAACAUUUUGCUUAUCUUUCUAGAAGAAAUUUUCAGUGAAUGUUUGUUUUGGGGGUAUGCUAAAUAAAGCUCUCUUAAAAUUCA